Messenger RNA from Anopheles maculipalpis, 419 nucleotides. Its product is annotated as endocuticle structural glycoprotein ABD-5-like. The record is from RefSeq and is a predicted model, not a curated record. Gene Ontology annotation, cellular component: chitin-based extracellular matrix. Bases 2 to 415 code for a protein of 137 amino acids. The transcript has 2 exons. Gene Ontology annotation, molecular function: structural constituent of chitin-based larval cuticle. Lineage: Eukaryota; Metazoa; Arthropoda; Insecta; Diptera; Culicidae.
GAUGAAGCAAUUCGUAGUGUUCGCUAGUGUGUGCUGUGUUCUGCUGGCAGGACGUGUUGUGCUGUCCGCUCCUGCGCCACAGCAGGCUGGUGGUGCUGGUACAGCGGACCCGAAUGCGGUCCAAACUGUGCGAUAUUACAGCGAAAACAAUGGGCUCGAUGGUUACAAGUUCAAUUACGAGCUGAGCGAUGGACAGAUCCGAUCGGAGGUCGGUACCUACCGGGACGUGAAGGAUGCGGAAGGCAACGACGUGAAGGCACUGUUCGUCCAAGGCUCGUACUCGUUCGUUGGCCCCGAUGGUCAGACGUACUGGGUGAACUAUACCGCCGAUGAGAACGGUUACCAUCCGAAGGUUGGCACUGGCCCAACGGGAGGAAUUCAACCGGGACAGGAAGCGCCAGUAACGAGCGCUUAAAAAG